Blastomyces gilchristii SLH14081 is the source of this 1584-nucleotide messenger RNA. RefSeq lists its product as uncharacterized. The transcript has 3 exons. The record is from RefSeq and is a predicted model, not a curated record. NCBI's taxonomy places the organism in Eukaryota, Fungi, Ascomycota, Eurotiomycetes, Onygenales, Ajellomycetaceae. Bases 1 to 1584 code for a protein of 527 amino acids.
AUGCUUCGCUCCCUUGGAAAGUUCCCCGGUCCCGCCCUGAAAGAUUCCAGGAUCCAGGUUCCACAAAAUCCCCGCGCGCAUUUGCAGCCAAUCAACGCAAUAGUAGCGCUUCCUGGGCGCAGGGACAAUUGUUUACACAUCUCCAUAAUUCAGGACCUACAAUUCAAUUCUACUUCUUCAGUUUCCCACUCGCCGAAAACUCUUAUCCGCUCCCGGGCACAUGUAUCUAUAAUGUUGUCGCAGCCGCCGGGCAUUUCCUCCCUUUGCCGCAAAUAUAUCCUUCCCUUGUUCCUGGUGACCAAUGUGGUGCUCGUAAACAGCGGCGGGUUUGCGGCGGCUAAAUCGAUUCUACCAGGCUAUGCCCAUGGCCAAAGUGUGCCGGUUAGUUGUCUGAAUAGGGAUAUAGAGACUGGCGAACAUAUCACCGACCCGGCCGGAAAACUCCAAUACAUCCCCUUCCCAACAUGCAACGAAACCUCCGCCCCGCUUUCUUUCCGCUACGGCAUCUCCGAAACAAUAACCUGCACCAUCCACUCUCUCUCCGACACCCUCUACCACCUACUUGAAUACUACGUCCACUCUGACGUUCCAUUAACAUGUCGCAUACCUACCUUCCCGCUCCUCACCUCCUCUGCUAGUAGUAGCAGCAGCAGCAGCAGCCAUGAGAAUGACCGCGACGGUGACAGCAGCGGCGAAGAAACACAUGACGGCUCUACGACUAAUGACAUAUCCUCAUCAGCUUCGCAACCGCCCUUUACACCCCUGACAAUCGCGCUGCAGGGGACCCUGCAGCUGUCCCAUCUCCAUAUAUGGACAGACAUGAAUGUGCUCAUGCACCAGUCUGCGCGAUUAUCCACUAACCCUGAGUCCUACUCGAAAAAAUGGAAGAAGUCGAAGAAGGAGAAAAAGAAGGGGAAGAAAAGCGAUCAUAAUAUGAAGAACAAUAACAAGGAGAUGAAUAAAUUGACGCUCCCGCAGGGACAGAUUGUGGCCGCAUCGGCAUACUCGGUGCCGAUGGUUAUAUGCGCUACUGCUGAUGACAAUUUCAAUGACAAUGACGGCGACCCCGGCAACAACGAAGCGGCGGCAUUGAAGAAACGCAAGAAGGAGAGGGAGAUGUUGAUGCAGCCCUGGGCAGCGGAGGGGGGCGCGAAGGUCAUCCGCGGCGAGCCGCUUGUGUUCACGUUUCGGGUUGGGUGGGUUUCCAGCGGCGAUGUGCUUGGGCUAGUUCAGUCGGACAAGGCAAAGUGGAAGUCGAAGAAAGUGUUUGGAUAUGGGCCCCGUGUUGGGCUGUUUUUCCGGUUGAUGACUAUUUGCUUUUGGGUCGGGGUUGGGAUGGGGUUGGCUGUGGUUGUGGAGAGGGUGAGGCAUAGAAGGAGGGUGGUGGGUGUUUAUAAGGGGGAUGGGAUUUUGGGACACAGGCCAUUUUUUAGUGGGUUUGGUGCUGGCAUCGGCGGGACCGGGGUAAUGAGUUUUGGAGGGGAUAAGGGUAGGAUUAAUGGGUAUGGACUAGGGUUGAACGGGAAUGGGAAUGGAGGUGGCUAUGGGGGGUAUGGAGGGUAUUCCGUCGGGAAGAAAGAUUGA